Messenger RNA from Penicillium antarcticum, 1509 nucleotides. RefSeq lists its product as uncharacterized. NCBI's taxonomy places the organism in Eukaryota, Fungi, Ascomycota, Eurotiomycetes, Eurotiales, Aspergillaceae. Gene Ontology annotation, cellular component: membrane. The transcript has 6 exons. Gene Ontology annotation, biological process: transmembrane transport. Bases 1 to 1509 code for a protein of 502 amino acids. The record is from RefSeq and is a predicted model, not a curated record. Gene Ontology annotation, molecular function: transmembrane transporter activity.
AUGGUACUGGCUAUCAAGGCUAUUAUGGCUUCGGUAUCUGGAAAAUACGAGGGUGACCCCAAUGUCAAGAAUGAGGUGAGCUGCUCUCCUUCCUCAAGCAGCGUCGCCGAGGCCGUGGGUAUCAACGAGAAGGCAUGGCUACGGAAACUUGACUAUCAUCUUCUCCCACCCCUCACACUACUGUAUUUGCUCUCUCUUCUAGAUCGCAGCAAUGUGGGAAAUGCGCGGCUCGAAGGAAUGGCGGAUGAUAUCCACAUGUCCGGAAAUCAAUACCUAACCGGCUUGACACUAUACUUCAUUGGAUAUGUCCUCUUUGAGCUACCCUGCAACGUCGUUCUUAAGAAUACCACCCCGAGACAGUGGCUCCCAACAUUGACUCUCGUCUGGGGCGUGGUCGCGACUCUGCUGGGAAUUGUACAAAUUUAUCCGGGAUAUUUGGCAUCAAGAUUUUUUCUUGGUGUGGCAGAAAGUGGCCUCUUCCCAGGCGUUGUCUUCUAUCUAUCCAUGUGGUACAAGCGCAAUGAGCAGCAUUAUCGAGUAGCCCUAUUUUUCAGUGCUGCCUCGCUGGCAGGCGCCUUUGGUGGUAUUCUAGCUUGGGGCCUAAAUGGAUGGCGCUGGAUUUUCAUUCUGGAAGGGCUGUUGACUGUUGUUGUUUCCAUACUCGCCUACUUCUGGGUAUACAACUAUCCAUCCACAGCCGAAUUUCUGGCAGAGGAAGAGCGACAAUUUAUCCAAUUUCGUCUGAAGAAUGACAGUGAUGCGACCUUUAAUGAAAAGUUUACCUGGUCUGCAGUGCUAGAUGCGUUCAAAGACCCCAAGGUUUGGCUUUACGGGUUAGGGUUCCAUACCAUGUCGCUCCCCCUAUACACCCUCUCACUCUUCUUGCCCACAAUCAUCAAGGAAUUAGGGUUCUCCGCCGCGAAGGCCCAACUACUUUCUGUACCGCCAUACGCAGUCGCAUUCGUACUCACUAUCGGCGUUGCAAUUGCUUCUGAAAAUACUCGCAUCCGUGCACCAUUUAUCAUGGGUUCAUCUGCUCUUGGAUGUAUCGGAUAUAUCCUUCUGCUGUCACAACAUCGCGCUGGCGUAUCUUACCUAGGAAUUAUAUUUGCGGCGGCAGGCAUUUAUCCAGCUGUCGCAAUUGUACUGUCUUGGCCUGCCAACAAUAUAUCUGGCCAAACAAAAAGAUGCAUUGCAAAUGCCCUCCAGAUCUCAAUUGGUAAUUUGGGGGCCGUUCUUGGAACGCAGCUCUAUCGGACUGAGUCUGCGCCACGAUAUUUCCUGGGCCAUGAUGUCGCUAACAAUAUUUUCUCUUCAGGCUUCGCAUUGGGCUAUCUUGUAGUAAAUAUUGUCGUUGUUGGGAUCUUAUGGUUAGUUCUUCGACGAGAAAACGCCGAAAAGGAGCGCGCCAGAGAAGCGCAGGGCCUGACACCGUUGAUGGGAGAUGUCGGUGAUGCUGAGGGAGAUUUUCAGGGAGACAAGGAUUCGCGAUGGGUGUUCCAAACGUGA